GUUUAUAAACACGCACAAAUCACUAUGGCUUCUCUUUGCGCGUGAUAUCCACAUUAAAGGCGCAUCCGUCUGGUGUCUCUAUCCAGCUACAGAGAGUCAGUGACGCCAACAUUAUCGCCACCUCGUCAAUUAACACCACGCCCUUUCGAAGAACUUUCGAAGGGAAGGAAAUGACGGUGCUAGGACUACGAAGAUGGAGAGCGCCAUUUACGCUGGUAAAGAUGCUAGCGGUGGUGGGGACACUCGGGCUGGGUAUGAACUGGAUUUUGACCUUACAUCCCACAAGCCACGUGGGGCCAGCGGGAAGUCUUGUAUUCCAACAGCAAAAUUACACUCAUGAGAUUGCUCCAUAUAACAGAGAAACACUUUUAAGUCGGACGUCAUCAAUACCAAGAGAGUGGUUUUCAGAUGCGAUCAUGUGGGGAACUAGACGAAAGAAUCCUGUGUACCUUAGCAUUGGAAUACCGUGCAUUUUCCGUGUCGGCAAACAGAAAUAUGUGGUGCACACGCUCAACUCUUUGAUAAAACAUUCGAGUGUUGAAGAAAAGAGUCAAAUGGUGUUGGUUUUAUUUCUGGCGGAUUUUGAUGAAAAAUACCGACAGGAAAUUGGAGAGUUUCUGUACCUCAAGUACAAAGAAUUUGUGGACUCGGGUUUUAUACAGAUGAUAAAAGCGCCAAAAUCAUUUUAUCCAAGUUUGGAUGUCCUAAAAAUCAAGGAUAAAGUCUCCCUCUCGACAGCUCGAUGGAGAGCGAAGCAGAAUUUUGAUUUUGCUUUCAAUAUGCUGUAUAGCCAGUCGUUAUCAGAGUAUUACCUGCAACUGGAGGAUGACGUCAUUGCUGUGCCAAACUACUUUUUAAGCAUCCGCGAUUUCGUCUCGCAGAAUGACAGACAAUAUAAAUCAGGGUGGGUCUGCCUGGAAUUCUGCAGCCUUGGGUUCAUCGCAAAGCUGUACCACACAUAUGACUUGGAAAAGUUGUCGCAAAUGCUGAUGCUCUUCCACAGUGAACAUCCCAACGAUGUCACUUACCUGCACUUCAACACACUGAUGUUUCAGCAUGAAAGAAUAAUUCGAAAGCCGACGCUUUUUGACCACAAGGGUUUGCGCUCCUCCCUAAAAUAUAAAAUAAAUUCCCUGAAGGACCCGAUGUUUAAAGCAGACCCCAAUGAGGUCGAGUAUAACGAUCCUGACGUUCUGGCUUCCAGACCCAGAAGAAACAAUCCCCCCGCAAACCUGUCCACCACUCUUAAACAAUAUGAGAUGUAUACACCACAAAAGUUUUAUCUCGGGGAAGAGGAAAUUUUCUGGUCUAGGGAUCCUAAAAGAGGGGACACCUUCAGGAUUGUGUUCGAUUCUCCUCAACACCUGUCCAAUAUUUCGGUGAAAACUGGCCAAGAGGAUUUUCCGGAGGACUUUCUACAAAAUGGCGUAUUAGAAUUAGGUAGGUCAGCAGCUGUAACGUCACCUCAACUCAGGUGCUCAGAUAUAGUGAUUUCUAAGAGCUUCAGCAAGGGUCACGUGGUUAUUGACAAUUUAUCACGAGAUCUCGCGAUAGCAUGCGUUCAAAUUGUUGUAAAAGAAAGACAAACUAACUGGCUGAUUAUAUCAGAGUUAGAAAUCCAUUGACAUUGCAUACUUGUAAACUUACUGGUUUAAGAGUACAUGGAUAGAGUUUUGGGACGGAGGGCAGUCACCGUCUUGAACCUCCUUCCGUUUAGACCCUCCUGUUAUUUUAACGUACAUGUGUGUAGAAAGAUUUACGGCAGUAAAUGACAAGAUGGCCACAGACCCCCAUUAACUUUCCAUAACCGACAAUCUUAACUUUUAGCGCUGUAGCCAACAUUCCUUGGCCAAUAAGCUUUGGUACAUACCUGGCCUAGUCUGUGAGAAAGAAGCCAUAAAAAUCUUGACAAAAGUUGACCGUCAAAAUCUGGACCUUUCCAUGCCGGCAGCUGGGAGGGGUGUCUAGCAACGCCAAGGGGACGUCAUUGGCAGCCUCAUUACCACCUGCCUCCUCGUGCCGUCUCGCCCAGAAUUUCAAACAUUCAUCAUUAAAACAAUUUCCAUCAUUUUGAUACCAAGCAUACACCUGUACAUCAAAAACGGCAGGCUGGCAGCAAAAAAAAGACUUAACACCCUAAAAUACACAGAAUGUAAAUAUCCUCCCGAAAAACGGAAGUUGUAAUGUGGGUCUGUGUCCGGAGGUACACACGAGUUGUUGUUGAAUACUGUACGCCACGGUUUAUUCCUUGGUAUAUUCCGUGUAUGGAAUGUUACGACGGCAAGCAGUUUGCAGCCGUAUCGGAUGUUCAGCCCUGAACACAGACGACAUAAACCUCGUGUCACGGACUGGAAUCCCUUCAGAUUCCCCCUGCAUGUGUAGCUGACCACAGUGUGAGUUGACUAUGAACGAAACAGAACAAACUUUCGUGAUUUUCAUAUCACGAAACUGUGUAGAUUAGUGUGAGAGAGAGAUAUCGUUGUGCUCGGGGCAUGUUGUUGUUGAUAUCGAAAGUGAAUGUGUUCUGGUCAACUUUAAAAGUAUUCUGGUUGUUUACUGUAUUACCACACACAUGUUCGCCUAAAUGACAUUCUAAUUGUGUCUGUAAUUGUGAUCUGUAAAUAUUUAUUCACGAUAUACCUUCUUUGUUAGCGUCAUUUCGUUAAAGAUGCUGUUAGUUCUAUAAGCACGUGUUCGGUUGUACGUUCAUCAAAUUAUACCUCUGCCGGCUCGUAGUAAUACACUACAUUCCAGCUACUAGUGAAAGGCCCUUAUGUUGUAACCUAGAUGAACAUUAAAGUAGUCCGUCACUCUGUGGCAGGGAUAAUUUUGCCAUUUCUUAAGUUGUCGGAAUGGGUAGACCUUUGAAUGUAUUUAAUUUUACAUGCUGUUAUAACGUUUUGAGAUAUGUGUACUGCCAGGCGCAUUGUAUUUAAUUCACUUGUCAUAAUUGAACUCAUAAUAUGUGGAUGCAUAUCCUUUAACUGUAUGACGAAAAUACCUAACGAACGUUGUUUCUCCUCUAGUCUCCUCUAUUGUAGCUUUUUACCUUCUCAUCACCUCGACACCUUGUGAU
Liolophura sinensis is the source of this 3076-nucleotide messenger RNA. RefSeq names its product alpha-1,6-mannosyl-glycoprotein 4-beta-N-acetylglucosaminyltransferase-like. The coding region runs from base 171 to 1625 and encodes 484 amino acids. Lineage: Eukaryota; Metazoa; Mollusca; Polyplacophora; Chitonida; Chitonidae. The transcript is spliced from 4 exons. Gene Ontology annotation, biological process: protein N-linked glycosylation. Gene Ontology annotation, molecular function: acetylglucosaminyltransferase activity. The record is from RefSeq and is a predicted model, not a curated record.